GAAGGCGAUGGCAGCUUUUCACCACAGCAACCCAACGGACAGGGACAUCAGGAGGGUUCUCCAAAAACUUCUAAUCAUGCUCUCUCUGGGAAUAAUCUGUGUCUCUCUUUUCUACUUCCUCGCGGGAUGCUGCGAGUCGGACAUAAGGGAAAACUCCAUCUCUCAAAGACCCGCCAGUGAGUUUCUUUUAUCAGGAUGGUAUCAUGACAGAAACGGGACGUUGUAUAAGGACGUUGUAAUGGUACAGAAUGAAGAUGGAUACCCAGUAGCCGUGGAGAGGAGCACAAUAACUCCGGUUUUGGAGACGAAUAACUCGGUUAAAGAUUUGAUGGCGACACGGCGGUUACCCCAAGCCCUCAUUAUAGGGGUAAAGAAGGGUGGCACGAGGGCUCUUUUGGAGUUUCUCAGGCUGCACCCGGACAUCCGCGCGCUGGGCUCUGAACCGCACUUCUUUGACCGGCAUUACGCACGAGGUUUGGACUGGUACAGGAGUAUGAUGCCCAGGGCCUUGGAUGGCCAGGUUGUCAUGGAGAAGACACCCCGUUAUUUUGUUACCGUGGAGACCCCGGGGCGUGUACACUCCAUGUCGCAUGACGUGAAGCUGAUUGUGGUGGUCCGAGACCCUGUGACCCGGGCCAUCUCUGACUACACCCAGAUCAUCUCCAAGACCCCCCACAUCCCCACCUUCGAGACUCUCGCCUUCAAGAACCGCACCAAUGGUGAGAUCGACUCUCUGUGGAGCCCUCUAUGGAUCGGACUGUACGCCCAGCACCUGGAGCGUUGGCUGGCCUGGUUCCCCCGGGCCCAGAUCCAUCUGGUCAGUGGGGAGGGCCUCAUCUCCGACCCAGCCGGAGAACUAGGAAAGGUCCAGGACUUUCUGGGCCUUCAGAGGAUUGUGACGGACAAGCACUUCUACUUCAAUAAGACUAAAGGUUUCCCCUGCCUGAAGAAACCGGAGGGCAGCAGCAAGCCCCACUGCCUGGGAAAGACGAAAGGCAGGACACACGCCUCCAUUGACCCGGAAGUGACCCGGAGACUUAGGGAGUUCUAUCGGCCACACAACCAGCGGUUCUACCAGAUGACUGGCCAGAACUUUGGAUGGCAAUGA
Molecule: messenger RNA, 1108 nt
Organism: Oncorhynchus masou masou (cherry salmon)
Lineage: Eukaryota; Metazoa; Chordata; Actinopteri; Salmoniformes; Salmonidae
Product: heparan sulfate glucosamine 3-O-sulfotransferase 6-like
Exons: 3
Coding region: 8-1108 (366 amino acids)
Molecular function (GO): [heparan sulfate]-glucosamine 3-sulfotransferase activity
Source: RefSeq, a predicted model, not a curated record